GGAUGUUAAUAUAGGGUUUUUUUCGUGACCGACAACCAAUGCUCGUUAACCAAUCAUUAACCAUUAGCAGGCACGAUUAUGUUAAAUUAAAUUAGAAUGGAUAAGUGUCUGUGACCCAUUAAAAAUACCAAAAUUAGUUUUUCAGGGGGUUAGUUCUGAUUGCGCAAAUAGCAGCAUUAACAACAGAACAUGAGGAUUCACACAUCGUCAUAAUCGCUGUGACCGCUCCAUCUUUCAGUUUCAAAUGAUCUGUAAAUCCAGCGUAGAACUGAACUAGAACUAAAUAAGUCAGAAUACAUGAAAUAGCAUUAUACCCCCCCUUUAAUGUUAUAUUAUACCUAAUAAUACACUGCUGUUUUUUUUUUUUGUUUUGUUUUUUUUAAGAAAUUCAUACACAUUAAAUUGAUCAAAAGUGACAGUGUAAUGAUGGAUCGACAGAAUGUGGAUCCAUUUGCAGCUAGUUUAUUAAAAGUACUUACAGAGUAGACAGGGCAAAGGCAGAGGCAUAAACAGUAACAGGCAAUGGUCGGGGCAGGCGGCAGACAAACAGAGUCAGGGUACAGGCAAGGAUCAGGGCAGGCAGCAAACAAUCACAGUCCAGGAAACAGGCAAAGAUCAGGGUAGGCAGCAAAGGGUCGCAGGGAAUAAACAGUCCAAUCGGUAACAGAUAAACAGUCCACAGAAAAACGCUCAGAAAUGAUCACCUCGGCAAAUCAAGACUUCGCAAAGGGUGUGUGUGUGUGUGUGUCUUAAAUAGUCCAGGUAAUGAUCUGCAGGUGUGUGUGGCGAUUGGUGAUUGGUGCAUGUGAUUGGAAGGGAGGAUUAUGGGAAGUGGAGUCCAGGAACUGACAGGAACAGACAGUGAUCGUGACAUAACGCCCCCCUUCCGGAAGGCGCGUCCUCGCGGCGUAAAUGGCACAGAUAGGGAGGGGGGGUGGGUACAUUGGAGACCUGUUGGCAGACGGGAACGGGGUCUCCAAUGCAGGUCCAGGAACUCGGGCAGCCACGGCGGGUCAGGUGCCACGGGCAGCCACGGCGGGUCAGGUGCCACGGGCAGCCACGGCGGGUCAGGUGCCACGGGCAGCCACGGCGGGUCAGGUGCCACGGGCAGCCACGGCCGGUCAGGUGGCUUGGGCAACCACGGCAGGUCAGGUGGCUUAGGCGGCCACGGUAGGUCAGGUAGCUUGGGCGCCCACGGCAGGUCAGGGUCCGUAGCCGGCCACAGCAGUUCACAGGCGGUUGAAGACCGUGGGCGUGUAAGGUCCCCACCCGCAAGCUCAAGCAAUUCGGAGGCCGCUGAUGAUCGCGGCCGUGCAGGGUCCCCACCCACAAGCUCCCCACCCUCAGGUAUAUGGCCCCCCCCCAAAAAGUUCUUGGGGAAUUCAACGGAGGCCGUGGCGGUUUCGUGGGUAAGGAGCUCGGGUGGCGCCGGCAGGGCGAGGAGCUCGGGUGGCGCCGGCAGGGCGAGGAGCUCGGGUGGCGCCGGCAGGGCGAGGAGCUCGGGUGGCGCCGGCAGGGCGAGGAGCUCGGGUGGCGCCGGCAGGGCGAGGAGCUCGGCGACGGCCUCCGUGGCCGUAUCAGGAAGAGCGGGCUGCUCUGGGACGGCAGCGGACCGCUCUGGGACGGCCUCCGGGCUUACAACGGGCUCUGGGACGGCCUCCGGGCCUACAGCGGGCUCUGGGACGGCCUCCGGGCCUACAGCGGGCUCUGGGACGGCCUCCGGGCCUACAGCGGGCUCUGGGACGGCCUCCGGGCCUACAGCGGGCUCUGGGACGGCCUCCGGGCCUUGAGGGCUGGAGGAAGCCUUCUUCCUCCUCCUCCUCCGUUUGAAUGGUUGAGGCGGUGGCUCUGUGCCUACCUCCUCGGUGGGCGCUGCAGCGGGCUCACGGGGUGGAGCGGACUCACUGGCUGGGACGACCCCUAUGUUCCCAGACACUGGCGGGGCGGCCAUCUUGCCCGUGGGCACUGGCAAAGCAGCCAUCUUGUCCAUAGCAUCCCGAGAGUUUGAGUGCGUCGCAACCGGCGAGCUUGAGGGCGUCGCAACCGGCGAGCUUGAGGGCGUCGCAACCGGCGAGCUUGAGGGCGUCGCAACCGGCGAGCUUGAGGGCGUCGCAACCGGCGAGCUUGAGGGCGUCGCAACCGGCGAGCUUGAGGGCGUCGCAACCGGCGAGCUUGAGGGCGUCGCAACCGGCGAGCUUGAGGGCGUCGCAACCGGCGAGCUUGAGGGCGUAGCAACCGGCGAGCUUGAGGGCGUUGCAACCGACGAGCUUGAGGGCGUAGCGGCCAGCGGGCUUGAGUGCGAAGCGGCCGGCGGAGGCUUAGGAAUGCCAGCCGCUCGUGCUGAAGUCAGCGGUGGAUCAGCCACACUGGAACGCAACCCACCCUGCUCCCAAACAGAUCCAGAGACGUAACGUGACUCUAGAAGAACAGCGGGGACAUGACGUUGUUCUGGAAGAUCAGAGGAGACGUGACUUGGCUCACGGAGGUCAACUGUGACUUGACUUGGUUCAGGAUAAUCAGCGCUGACUUGACUUGGUGUUGUUAUUAUGGUGGCCGCCAUUUUGUGAGCGUCAUCUGGCGCGGCGGCCAUUACGUGAAUGGAUGAAGUGUCGCAUUUCUCCACGACACCCACAGUAAAUGGAGAGCCAACAGUCAAUAAAGCAUAAUCCAAAAACAGACUUAAAGAUGAACGGGGUCCCUCACGAAUGAGUUGUUUUUUAAGUGGCUGAUUGAUGCCCUCACAGAAAAAGUCUAUGAGCACGCAGUCCGGCAGAUCUGACCAAUAAGCAAUGUUCAAAUAUUCUGUGAUAUAAUCCUCUAUCGAUCGUGUGCCCUGCGUGAGUCCUAAUAACAAUUGUGCGAUGUUCCUACCGGGCCAUUGUUCUUCAGGAAAGCCGCUGGAUCCAUGUGUUGGCGAAGUCUUCUGUAAUGAUGGAUCGACAGAAUGUGGAUCCAUUUGCAGCUAGUUUAUUAAAAGUACUUACAGAGUAGACAGGGCAAAGGCAGAGGCAUAAACAGUAACAGGCAAUGGUCGGGGCAGGCGGCAGACAAACAGAGUCAGGGUACAGGCAAGGAUCAGGGCAGGCAGCAAACAAUCACAGUCCAGGAAACAGGCAAAGAUCAGGGUAGGCAGCAAAGGGUCGCAGGGAAUAAACAGUCCAAUCGGUAACAGAUAAACAGUCCACAGAAAAACGCUCAGAAAUGAUCACCUCGGCAAAUCAAGACUUCGCAAAGGGUGUGUGUGUGUGUGUGUCUUAAAUAGUCCAGGUAAUGAUCUGCAGGUGUGUGUGGCGAUUGGUGAUUGGUGCAUGUGAUUGGAAGGGAGGAUUAUGGGAAGUGGAGUCCAGGAACUGACAGGAACAGACAGUGAUCGUGACAGACAGUAAAAACUUCUAUUAUAUUGCAAAGGAUUUCCAUUUCAAAGUUCAUUCAUCUAAGUAUCCUAAAAAAAAAAAAAAUGUAUCAUGGUUUCCUCAAAAAUAUUAGGGCUGCCCACUAAAAAACAUUAGUCGACGAGAAGAAGCUUGGUCGACUAAAUUUUAAUUAGUCGGUUAUAGUCGCAAAAAAAAAAAAAAAAAACUCCACAGGAGAAGUCACACAGUGACAGAUCGUUAACACGGCUGUUCCAUGCGGUAAUAUGAUGGAAAGAAAAUCCAAAGUGCGGGAACAUUUCAAGAGGGUAAAGAAUGACUGCUGACAUGCCACCUCAAACAUGACUUAUUUAAACACUUUACAUGGCCGUUUGAGCUAACGUUUUCAUAGAUAAAUGUGCGCUAAUAUUAUGCGCAUAUCCAAGUGUUUGUGUGGAGAAGCUAAAUUAGUACAGCGCUUACUGCACAACAAGUUAAACUUAAUUUUCCCAUCUAUGCCAUUGGAGCAUAUCUUCUCAAAGGCUGGUGUUACGGCUUCAUUAUAAGUAACACACGGAGCUCACUUCUCUCCGACAACGUGGACAAACUUGUGUUCCUUUCUCAUAAUAUGCGAAAACUGAGAUCAGUAGGUGGGGAAAAAGUGAUGGUGAGUUAGGUAUAGCCUAAUUGCCCAUAUUGUAGUGUUUCAGUUUGCUACUAUACAUUUUAUUUAUUCAUUU
Molecule: messenger RNA, 4090 nt
Organism: Ctenopharyngodon idella (grass carp)
Lineage: Eukaryota; Metazoa; Chordata; Actinopteri; Cypriniformes; Xenocyprididae
Exons: 2
Coding region: 825-1790 (321 amino acids)
Source: RefSeq, a predicted model, not a curated record